This is a messenger RNA of Morone saxatilis (striped sea-bass), 1302 nucleotides long. It is a transcript of the gene mettl18, whose product is annotated as methyltransferase like 18. Gene Ontology annotation, molecular function: protein-L-histidine N-tele-methyltransferase activity. Gene Ontology annotation, biological process: peptidyl-histidine methylation, to form tele-methylhistidine. Lineage: Eukaryota; Metazoa; Chordata; Actinopteri; Moronidae. The transcript is spliced from 3 exons. Bases 313 to 1194 code for a protein of 293 amino acids. The record is from RefSeq and is a predicted model, not a curated record.
CAAACUUUCUCACCUCAUGGUAACGUUAGCCGUCAGUCACCAUGUCGUUUUGUUUUAACUUCGACGUCCCGGCAGAGACAACAAACAGCGCGGAUGGAAACGAGCUGCGAAACAGAGAGAAACAAAGUGCUGCGAAAUCUAUGUGAGAGCUGAACUGCCGCUCACCGUCUGUGCUGCUGCAGGGAACACUUUGGUAUUAGCGUGUAAUUUGUGCCAUUUCUGGAAAAAACAGAGGAGGAUGACACCAAACCAGCGGAGCCAGUAAAGGAGGCCAAAGAACACCUUCCGCUGUCUGACCCACAGCUGCUCCUUAUGGAUGCUGUCACUGAAACGGUUGCCAUAGGAACUCUUCCUCCCCUUCACUUUCUCAACGAGACAGUUUUUGAAAAGACGGCCUCAGAGAGAGAGGACGGGGAAAGAAUCCUCUCUCGCACUGCAGAGCAGAGGUCUGAUCUCAUCUCUGGCGUGUACGAGGGAGGGCUGAAGGUGUGGGAGUGCACUUACGACCUUCUGGAGCUCAUUGAGAAAGACGGAGAGACCUUUGGGGGGAAGGCAGUUUUGGAUUUGGGUUGUGGUGCAGGGCUGUUGGGGAUAUUGGCUCUGAAAAGAGGAGCCAAGCAGGUCCACUUCCAAGAUUAUAACAGUACAGUUGUUGAACAACUCACAGUGCCAAAUGUAAUGCUAAACUGCCAAGAGGAUGAUGAAGUAGACAGUGAAGAUGACAAAGAAGAAGGGAGGGGCAAGGGAAAAAUACAGGAGGAAGAUGGCUGUAAAAAGAAGGUGAAAGAGAAACAAGAUGAAAACCCGCCACCUAAGAAGAGAGCUGUAGACCUAUCCCAGCAGCCAUUACUAGCCAAGUGUCGUUUUUUCUCUGGCGACUGGAGCACUUUUCUUGCUUUGGUCAAAAAGGAGGACCCACAACCCAAAUAUGACAUUAUAUUCACCUCAGAGACUAUCUACAACACCGCAUACUACCCCACGCUACAUGAGACCCUCCACAAACUGCUGGCACCAGGUGGACUCGUCUACCUCGCCACCAAAUCCCACUACUUUGGCGUAGGUGGUGGGCUGCACCUGUUUGAGACGUUUGUGGAGCAGAGGGGUAUUUUCUCUUUGGAUCACCUGUGGGAUGGGGAAGAAGGACUUCAGAGACAUGUAGUUGUGCUACGUUUUAAAGUGGCAAAAGACACUUGAAUAAGUAAAGUCCUGGAUUUAAUAUGCAGUUUUAUUCGUACCUGUCAGGGACUUUUGUGCUCUGUUAAAAGAACAAGGAAAAUCUGUAAUAAAAAAUGCUGUCUCAUC